CGAUUUGGAUCUUAAAUAUAUAGAAUAUCUAUAACAUUUACGAUCGAAUCUGUAACACUAUAGUGAUAUUGGAGGAAAUAAUUAAAAUUUCUGGUUAUAGAAAAAUUGCUGACCUAACGUAUAUUUAAGGUCAAUUAAAUUGAAGGUACGGUGUUUUCACUCAUUGUUAUGAGGCUGAGGUUUAUAUUGAAAUUGAAUAGGCUGGUAUAGUAUCUAGAAUUGAGUUGCAUCAUUUAAGCGAAAUAAUCGCGUUGAAAUUUUGUAGAAAAAAGGACCAGAUCUAAGUGAAAAAUUUAAUUGAUAUUUAUGGAUAAGCGGUUAAAGUUGCAAUGUAAUCAAAAAGAUUUACUUGAAUCAUUCAUUAAAAAUUAUCAUCGGGACUAAAACGAGGAUAAAGAGAUUAGUCAUGAAUAUUUUAUUGGUUAUGUGUAUUCUCAGGUCCAGCCGUUCUUUAACGAAAAUUAUGGUGCGAUUGAAGAGCGAUUAGAUGAAGAAUUUACCGUCGAAGUAUCGAAACUUGAGCCUAAGGCUGACGUCACCACUAUUGUACACCAUAGCGAUAGUAGUCAUGGAAUACAACUUCCAAAAAUCAAUUUAGAAAAAUUAAACGGCAGUUAUAUACGUUGGCCUACAUUCCAUGAUUUAUUUAAUACCCUGAUUCACAAUAAUGAUUCCCUAUCUAAUGUACAAAAACUCCAAUAGCUCAAAUUGCAUUUCACAGCUGAUGCAGAGCAACUUUUACGGCACAUUCAAAUUACUGGGAGUAAUUAUGAGCCUGGGAAUUAUUAAAGGAUAGGUAUCAGAAUAAAAGAAUAUUAGUGCAAUUAAAGCGACUUUUAACCCAAACUGUAGUGUCUCAUUAAUUUGCUUCAGGCGUUAGAGCCCUGUUGGACACGACUAGUAAAUGCAUGCAAGUCUUAGAAAAUAUUGGUCUUGGAACUAAAGAUUGGGAUCCGAUAAUUGUUUAUUUGACAGUUUAAAAGCUGCCACCCGAAAGUCAUCAAUUGUGGGAGCAAGAAAUUAGUAAAACUAAGGAGUUGACUUCUUGGUCCGAAUUAAAAGAAUUUUUGGAGUCAUGAUUUCGGGCUUUGGAAGCUAUUUCCGCUAAAAAAUCUAAUCAGCGUGAAAACAGAGGUGCAUCACAGUUUAACGUCCCAAAAGUUCAGGCCAGGACUUAUCACAGUGGCAAUAUUAAUAACAUUGUUAAAUGCCCUGUUUGUCGUGAGUCACAUAUUUUGCGCAAAUGUAUUAAGUUCAAGGGAAUGUCGCCUAGCCAAAGAACUGAAGUUGUGCGGCGCAAUCAACUGUGUCUUAAUUGCUUGUUGCCUGGACAAAUGCUAGCUACCUGCCCAAGUAAGCACAGCUGUUUUCAUUGCAAGCGCCGACAUCAUACCAUGACUCAUUUUGAACAAAAUGAUCGAGGUCGAGAUCAGGUACCCAAUCAAAAUAGCAGCGUGACUGGUAAUUCUGCAGCAUCUCAGAGUCAGACACUUAAUGCAACGAGUCCCACGUUUAAUCCCAGCCCAAAUCUGUCAGUCAAUACUAGUUCGAUUUCUAAAUACGAUGUACUUUUAGCAACAGCUCAAGUUAAGUUAUUGAGUUCAACUGGACAAGAAAUUGUGAUUCGCAUGCUAAUAGAUCAAGGUUCCCAGGCGUUAUUUAUUACAGAGAGAAUUGUACAACUGCUGCAUUUAAAGAAAGAGUCGAUCAGUGCUAUAGUUCAGGGAAUUGGAAAUCAUGAAUCGCAUCACAUUAGGGCCAGAGUUAACUUCGUAAUCAAGUCACUUCUGUCCAAGGAAUCAAUCGAGAUGCAGAGGCUGGUUAUGAGGAAUGUUGCAGGCGUUUUACCAGGAUCAAGUUUCUCCACACGUGAUUGGAACUUUAUCAAGGAGUUACCACUUGCUGAUUCGAAGUUCAACGAGACUGGCGGAAUAGAUUUAUUGAUCGGAGCAGAUAUAUUUGGUCAAAUAUUAGUGGAUAGCCUAAUUAAGGAUGGAAUGGAUCUUCCAAUUGCCCAAAAUACAGUGUUUGGUUGGAUGCUCUCCGGCAGAAUGGGUGUAAAACCUCAAAACAACAUAAUAUUAAAAACUUUUCAUGUAGGCGCAUCCUUUGAAGAUCAAUUAAGAGCCUUUUGGGAGCUAGAGAAGAUUAGUGACGGGCCUAGAAUCUUGAGUAAAGAAGAAGAGUUGUAG
This is a messenger RNA of Condylostylus longicornis, 2192 nucleotides long. RefSeq lists its product as uncharacterized. The transcript has a single exon. Bases 1263 to 2192 code for a protein of 309 amino acids. Lineage: Eukaryota; Metazoa; Arthropoda; Insecta; Diptera; Dolichopodidae. The record is from RefSeq and is a predicted model, not a curated record.